CUCCAAUCUGAGUAGUUCACUUCUCAGGAGCCUUAGAAUACAUCAUAGUAUUACAAUUUAGAAGAACCAGGCAUGAUUCUUCUUACAGUGCUUUUCCCAUGCAUCAUUUCCACAUACUCAGCUUCUGUAAAAGGUCAUAAUACUGGUCCACGGAUAAACAAUGAGAAAACAUAUAAAUUUGCCUAUACCACUGAAGUGCUUAUUGACAGGCUGAAAGGGACACCCCAGGACAGUGCGGGCUACCGGAUUUCAUCUGGAGUGGAUGUCAACUUAGUAUGGCGAAAUCCCAACAAUGAUGAUGAUCAGCUCCUCAAAAUUGCGAUAACAGAUGUCACAGUUGAAAAUCUGUAUGAGCGUCCUGCAAAUAAAAACAUGUUUAAAGGAAAAAAUGCAGAUAAUAUAAUUGAAAAGGAAUAUCUGGCAGCUUUAAAAAGACCCGUAGUUCUCCAUUGGACCCUUGGAAAGGUUAAGAACUUCUACUCCUUUGCAAAUGAACCUGUUGUUAUUCAGAAUAUCAAGAGAGGCCUGGCUAGUUUGUUUCAGAUACAGAUGAAUUCCGGGACUGCCAGUGAGGUGGAUAUUUGUGGGAGAUGCAAUGUUACCUACCAGGCUCGACAAAAUCAAGUCACUAAAAUUAGAGCCAUGAACUCUUGCAAGCUAGAACGGUCAGGUUUUACCAGCCAUCAUUGGCUCUUAGAUGUCAGCAAAAAAUCCACAUCUGCCACAAUUUAUGUACUUGAGGACACUUUUAUUAAAUCUGUACGGGCAGAAGAAAACCACAUCUUGAGCCUGAAUAUUCGUCGAGCAACUGAUGCAAAAGUAGUUUCAAAGCAGAAAUUGGAACUGAAGUCAACGGAAGCUGGUCCAAGGCCAAUGGCUGGGAAGCAAGUUGCCAGCAUCGUCAAGUCUCUGGAUUCAAAUUAUGUAGCAAUUUCAUUGGUGGCAGAGCCAGUCACAGAUGACUGCAAAAGUUGUCCCUCACUUUCUCAGCACUGGGAGAUCAUCCGAAAGCAAUUGGAGCCAGAAAACCUUUCCAAAGUUGAUGCUGUGAGAGGGUUUUUGUCCUUUAUUCAAAACCUGAGGAAAGCCACAAAAGAAGAUAUCCUUCAGAUACUGAGGACUGAAAGCCGUGUAGAAGUGCUUCCCCAGCUUGUUGAUGCCGUAACCUCUGCACAGACUUCAGCCUCUCUGGAGGCCAUGCUAGCUUUUCUGGAUUUCAAGAACCAGAGUGGCUCUGUCCUUCAGGAACGGUUUCUCUAUGCCUGUGGAUUUGCCUCUCACCCCAACGAGUUACUGCUCAGAUCCUUAAUAAAUACUUAUAAGAGUCAGAUUGGCAACAGCGAAAUCCGAGAAACGGUUGUCAUCAUCACUGGGGCACUCAUCAGAAAGCUGUGUGACAAGGGAGGCUGCAAACUGCCCGCUGUCUUAGAAGCCAAGAAGCUGAUCUUGGGAGGCUUGAAGAGGGCAGAGAAGGCCAACGAUGUGAAGACCUACCUUCUGGCUCUGAACAAUGCUCUUCUGCCAGAAGCGAUUCCAGAGCUUCUGAAAUACGCGGAGUCAGGAGAAGGACCUGUCAGCAAUGCAGCGCUUACUGCUCUAAAAAGAUAUGAACACUCUUUCAUCACCAGUGAGGUGAGGAAAGCAAUGAACAGAAUUUAUCACCAGAAUCGCAGAGUUCAUGAGAAGAGUGUACGCACCACUGCAGCUGCCAUUAUCCUCAACAGCAAUCCUUCCUACAUGGAAGUCAAAAACCUCCUGCUGUCCAUUGGAGAGCUGCCAUUGGAAAUGAAUAAGUACAUGCUUUCACUAGUCCAGGACAUUCUACAUUUCCAAAUGCCUGCCAGCAAAGUGAUUCGUGAAGCUCUGAAGGAUAUAUUCAUUCACAACUAUGACCGAUUUUCGAAGAUGGGUUCUUCCUCAGCCUUCUCUGGGUACAUAAUGCGUACCCCAGAUGUGUCAAGUACCUAUAGCCUUGACAUACUCUACUCUGGCUCUGGCAUCUUAAGAAAAAGUAAUUUGGACAUCUUUGUUUUCAGUAAAUAUGCUACGUUUCAUGGCAAUCAGGUAGUGAUUGAAGCCCAAGGUCUGGAAUCUCUUAUAGCUGCAUCUGCGGAUGAAGGUGAAGAAAAUCUGGAGUCCUUUGCUGGCUUGUCAGCCAUCCUGCUUGAUGUUCAGCUCAGGCCUGUCACCUUUUUCCAAGGGUAUGGAGAUUUAAUGUCCAAGGUGUUCUCAGCCACUGGAGAACCCAUGAAUGUGGUGAAAGGACUUAUCCUUCUGAUGGAUUACUCGCAGGUUAUCCAGCUACAGUCAGGGCUGACGUGCAGUACUGAGUUCCAGGGAGGCUUCGCCAUUGAUGUUUCAGGAGGAAUGGAAUUCAGUCUUUGGUACAGAGAAUCAAAUACCAAUGUUAAAAUCCGAGGAACUACAGUGAUAACUGGCAACAUAGUUGUGGACUCCUCCUUUGUGAAGGCUGGCAUGGAAACCAGUAUUGAAAUUGAAGCAGCACUGGAUUUCAUCUCCACAGUGCAGUUUUCACAGUAUCCGUUUUUAGUUUGCCUGCGGAUGGACAACUAUGAAACUCCAUUCAGGCAGUACAUAAUGAAAUAUGAAAGCCUACCAUCUGGAAAACAUUAUGUCUCCCGGAAAGGAAAAGUUAUGCUACUUGAGGGUUCUGAAUACCCCCUCCACCAAGAGAACUCCAAUAUGUGCAGGAAAGUUUUUGCCGAUCAGUCUGACUCCUCAGAAAGCUGGUUUUGAAAUAGGCUCUUGGUCUUCCCUUUUACCAAAAUCAUGGUGGAUGUAGGCAUUCACGUACUGUUCUAGCUUAGAGCCCGAAUCGGCAACGCUCGGGUUCAUGAGAACUUUGCUAUCAACUUUGAGAGGCCUAGAAUUGAGCCUUGAGUGUGUGCACUGUGUUUACAUAUUUACAAAUAUUUAAGUGAAUUUGUUUUGUAACAAGCAGAGUAAAAAAUACAGCUGGAUGCAUUUCCAGGCACUCAUUGAGGGCCAAACUAGAGGUAAUGUGGGAGGCCCAUCUUUGGAUUAUCCAAUGUCUUUUUCUUUGGUUGAGAGCAGCUUCGGGCAUUGGAUCGGGGUCAUUGGGCUGGGGGAGAGAGGAAGUUUAAUCUAUCCCCCCUGCACCACUUCCCCAAAUUAAAUCAUACACACCCUAAAUUGCUAUUUGCAGUGGAUGGGGGCGGGGGGAGGCAAGCACUCUUUUUGUACCUGUUCUUUCCUUCCUUCUGCAGCUUACAGCAGCUUCAAGAUUUUAUAGCAGUAACUGGAUUCAGGGUAAUAGCAUGGCAAAAGGGUGAACCCUCACUCAUAGCCUAAUCCAAAACGACCCUUUCUCUCUGCUGCUGUUUUUAACCAUGUGAAAAGACUUUGGAAGAUCUAGUCACAGUUCUGUCAUAUCACGUAUAGUGUGGCUCUAAGAGCAGCAAUAUUUUAAAAUUAACACUGCAAACAUACAUUGUUCCUUAAAACUUGGAAUACAGAACUCCAAGGUUCUGAUAGAUGGGCUUGAAAAUUACACAGUAAAAUAAUGAUUAUUUAUACAUAUAUUUAGACUGCCUUUCUCAGCUGCCUUACUCCAUAUCGACCCACUGUUGGGGGUUUAUGGCUUUAGAAGCUCCGCCCCCCGCCUUCUUUUUAAAGUGAAUGCUGCAUGAUCAAAACAUGCAGAAGUAUGUCCUAAGCUGACUCAAAGGAUCUUUUAUGAAAUCCAAGCAGAAAAGUAUUUUGUGCAAACCUAUUGAAAUGAAGAAUUGUGCUAUGUUCUUCUAAAACUCCCAUUCAUCUUAGCGGGCUUGAGGGUUAGAUAUUGCCUGUUUCUUGUAAAUAUUUGCUUCUCUCAUGCAUGCUGUUGCAUGUUCUGUUUCACUGGAAUCUAAAAACCCCUCAGAGCUACGUUAGUAUAUAAGGAACAUAUAUUGAUUAACGCAUACAAUAUGAGAAUAGUAAAAAUGGAAUUUUUGCUGGCUGACAUGAUGCACAGCCUAACACUGGCAUUUGCUGUAGCCCACCCGGGCUGCUGCACGCACAAAAUCUAGCCCCAGCACAGUUGCACAGAAUGGGAAAUGCAUGCUUGCCAUCUAUGGAGCUUCCCUUGCACACGUGUAAAUGCACAUUUCUGAGUUGUUGCGCAACUGUGCCGGAGCUAGAUUUUUACGUGCACCCUGGUAGAAGGGAAACACUGGCAUAAGGCUACAUAUCAAGUCACCAUCUUGUGCAUUGUAAGUAUUCAUAAAUACAUUUUUUGUGUUACACUAGCUCUGGGGGUUUUUGGAUAAAGGUUUGCAUGGUAGGCUAAUGUUCCUUUUGUUUAUUUUGGGGUUGUUAAAAUCAGAAACCAGUUCUCUGUUUUGAAGGAUUUUUGCCAACAACUCCUGUGCUCAUGAAUUAUUAUUUAUUUGUGUGAACAAUUGUUAGACAAAUCUGAUUUUGGGGAGGGAAACGUUCAAAACAUGAUUGUUGCUCCUCUGCAAGCUGAUUUCUGGUCUCUGUGGAAACAGACAUAGUCCAUACUGGUAUCUUUAAAAGUCUUAUCCUGAUGUGUUUUAUACAUCACAGAACUGAGCCAGACGAUCGGGAAACUUCAGAACUAAAACUAGCCAUUCACCUUG
Molecule: messenger RNA, 4625 nt
Organism: Hemicordylus capensis (graceful crag lizard)
Lineage: Eukaryota; Metazoa; Chordata; Lepidosauria; Squamata; Cordylidae
Gene: MTTP
Product: microsomal triglyceride transfer protein
Exons: 18
Coding region: 73-2757 (894 amino acids)
Biological process (GO): lipid transport; lipoprotein metabolic process; cholesterol homeostasis
Cellular component (GO): Golgi apparatus; endoplasmic reticulum; basolateral plasma membrane
Molecular function (GO): lipid binding
Source: RefSeq, a predicted model, not a curated record